AUGGCUAAACCAUCAUCAUCUGAGGAUUCUGCUACCGAGAAUCUGCGGAGAAGAAAUGCUCCCAUCAGGGCGAAUACUGAGGAAGAUGCCAGAAAAGCAGUGCUCGAGUUGAAUGCCCUCGAGGAGAGAGAAGCCAAAGAUGAAAAGGAUCGAAAGACCUUUGGCCGCACUCCUGAUGGCACUGUCUUCACUGUUCCACAGACCCAUGACAUGGUUUCGCAGCUCCUGUCUCCCAAGGAGCCCAAGAACUUGUCAGACAUCUGCGUGCUAUUGAUUCUGUUGCUACACGCUCUUUUGGCCUGGUGUCUGCCCUCAGCCUUGAGAAAACCUGUUCUUGCCGCCCUUUUCUUGUCCUGGCGAGCCGGCUACAAUAUCGGUAUUGGCUAUCUUCUUCACAUGCAAUCUCAUCACAGGCUGCUGGUUAGGUGGGCCAGAAAAUCCAAGCUGUUCCCAGUUGCCUCCAAUGGCAAAGACCCUCAUCCGAAACUCCGCGCGUUCAUCAAGAGAGAAUUAGAAACCAAAAUUCCCAAGGACUACGACUUCGACACUGCUCCCUUAGAGUACAACACUUGGCUGGUCUUUCGCCGUCUUGUCGACUUGAUUCUCAUGUGCGACUUCACCACCUACAUGCUUUUCGCUCUGUCCUGCGCUCAUACCCCUGCCACCGAGCCCGUGCUCCUGACUGCACUUCGUUGGAUUGUCGGCAUGUCCCUGUUCGUGUUCAACAUCUGGGUUAAAUUGGAUGCGCAUCGCGUGGUCAAGGACUUUGCGUGGUACUGGGGUGACUUUUUCUUUCUCAUCGAUCAAGAGUUGACGUUUGAUGGGGUUUUCGAAAUGGCGCCUCACCCAAUGUAUAGCAUCGGCUACGCAGGUUUCUACGGAAUCUCAUUGAUGGCUGCCAGUUAUAAAGUCCUCUUUAUCUCAAUCAUUGCUCAUGCAGCUCAGUUUGCCUUCCUAGUGAUGGUUGAAAGCCCUCACAUCGAUCGCACCUACCACUCUCCGCCCCCACGAAGGGCCAUCAACGAGUUACCGGCAGCAGCACAGAUGGAAAAGUCUUUGGCUGAACACAGCUCGACGGCAGAAGUGUGGCCCAACCCAGCCAACGCACAGCCCUCUCAAACGCACAACUUGCUGGGCAUACACAACAUCGAUCUCUAUCGAACUACAGACACGGCCGUCUUCCUUUUACAAUUCUAUCUGUUUGCCUUGACCGUCCUCACGCCCAACACAAGGUUUUACCAGGCACUCUUUGUCACCAAUGCAUCCCUGUGGCGGAUUUGGUACUCCGUUGGUAUCGGCUAUUUGUUAAAUAGACAAUCGUCGAAGAAGAAAUGGACCCGCCACUUUCUAAAGUACGGUGAGAGUACGGGCGAAGCUUGGAGACAAUGGAAAGGUAUCUAUCAUUUGAGCAUGACUCUCUGCUAUUCGAGUUUUGCUGCUGCUGCAUGGAAGAUGUACCGCAUUCCCCUGAACUGGGAUGGUGGGAUGGCACUGCCCAAACAUGUCAUCGGACUAGGGUUGAUUGCUCUCCAACUCUGGGUUUCAUUCAGUAUCUACGACCAACUUGGAGAGUUCGGGUGGUUCUUUGGGGAUUUCUUCUUCGACCACUCGUCUAAGCUGACCUACGGUGGCAUCUAUCGCUUCCUCAAUAACCCAGAGCGCGUCCUUGGGACGGCCGGCGUCUGGGGCAUAGCCCUUAUCACGAGCAGCAAAGCCAUGUUCUGCCUCGCCUUACUGAGCCACACAUUGAGUCUAGCGUUUAUUCAGUUUGUGGAGAGACCGCAUAUGCAGAAGCUUUAUGGAAGGAGCCUUCGACAAGAUGCCGGACUGGUCAGGAGUCUUCGGAGAUCACUUCCACCACCUUUGCGACAAUGGCAAGACGGAAUGGAUAAAAUGCUGGGUGAUGCUUUUGAUGUCCUGGAAGAAUUCUUUGAUGCGGCCAAACCCAAACUUGCAGCUGGUGUGACCAGCAUUGUCGAGGAUACUAAGAGCCUGUUGCCCAAGCAUUCACGUCGUUUGACCAUGACAAGGGUGGAGCCGGAGCUUUCUGGGUUGGAUCCGAAAGACUACAAGCUGGAGAUCGAGGGGACGCCGGCAUCUUCCCUCGCUCAUUCUCAACGCUCGAGUGACAGAGAGUCCGAAAAAGCCAGAUUCCCGGCAGAACGAACAAACGACUUCAAACCCCUGCUUUUCGAAUAUGGUGCGCCCAUCAUGGUCAGAUGGACAGCACCGCUCAACCACGGGAAGAAGGACUGGGUCGGUCUGUACAUGGUGUCAGACAACAAUUCGCGUGAAGUCACCAGACUGUCAUCGUCGGGAAGAUGGAUCGCCACGAACCGCGACGAGUAUGAACUCCUCGAUUCCGAAGUCGGCAUCAUAUCCAGCGAUGUCAGGAGCACAAUGACUACCGAAAAGGGCGAGAUAAAGGAAUGCUUUUCUGGGGAAAUGAUCUUCUCAGGCGACAAGUUAUGGUGGACUCAAGGCGUCUUUGAAUUCCGGUAUCAUCACAAUGGCAAGCACAAUGUCAUGGCAAUCUCCCUGCCGUUCGAAGUACGCAUCCCGCGCUUCAGCGACGAUGAUCUCGAGUCCUUCGACACCAGCAUUUCCAUGUCGACCCCCAUGUCUCUCCAAAAUGAUGCAAUCGUUCGCCAUACCAUUGAAAACACUCUGUUGCCGAUCGUACAGAAUUGCUUCGACCGCGACCCCGAGAUUGCGCCACGCACAGUCAAAGAGCCAUUCGGGAGCCUCGUCGAGCGGGAUGGGAAAUUUGCCAAGCGUGUGGUUUAUGUCAUUCAUCAGAUGUUUGGGAUCGAAUUUGCGCCAGAGGUCGUCAAAGCUGACGGGAAAGUCGAGAAUCUGGCGUGGCGGAUCUGGGAGGCGAAGAAGGUAUUGGCACCGUUUACUAUGUCAAGAUCAAAAGGGCCCGGGACGCCGGUCGAGGUCGAGGUUGAAAAUUGA
Messenger RNA from Fonsecaea multimorphosa CBS 102226, 2958 nucleotides. RefSeq lists its product as uncharacterized. Gene Ontology annotation, molecular function: phosphatidylethanolamine N-methyltransferase activity. The transcript is spliced from 3 exons. Gene Ontology annotation, biological process: phosphatidylcholine biosynthetic process. The record is from RefSeq and is a predicted model, not a curated record. The coding region runs from base 1 to 2958 and encodes 985 amino acids. NCBI's taxonomy places the organism in Eukaryota, Fungi, Ascomycota, Eurotiomycetes, Chaetothyriales, Herpotrichiellaceae.